This is a messenger RNA of Klebsormidium nitens, 2212 nucleotides long. The record is from the annotation of a GenBank genome assembly. Lineage: Eukaryota; Viridiplantae; Streptophyta; Klebsormidiophyceae; Klebsormidiales; Klebsormidiaceae.
CUUCAAUCAGCUCGUCCAUUCAAAUUCGUCAGUUGAAGUCCGAAGGCUAAGCUGAGAGCUUUGAAGUUGCAGGCUGGUGCAAAGUUUGUCAAGGCCCUUCCUCUUGAGUGCACGGGCGUGCCGCUGUUGCCAGCUGACCGGCAGCCACCAUGCCGAAGCGCAGCUCCAAAAGCAAGAGCAAGCGGCUCCCGCUGCGCAAGAAGUACAAGAUCCUGAAGAAAGUGAAGGACCACCACAAGAAGAAGGCCAAGGAGGCCAAGAUUCAGGAGAGGGGCAAGCAAAAAGUGCUCAAGGAUCCUGGAAUUCCUGCGCAAUGGCCGUUCAGAGAACAAGAGCUAGCGGCACUGGAGGCGAAGAGGGCGCGCACUCUGGAGGAGAUUGAGAGGAAGAAGCAGGAGAAGAAGGAGGCAAGGGCGGCAAAGAGAAAGGCCAGCACAAUGGACGUCGAUGACGCCGACGGAGAGGAUGAGGGACUCGCGGCGCUGGCCCAGCAGGCGGAGGCCAGGGAGCAGGACUUUGAGAGGCAGCGCAAGAAGAAGGCAAAGCUCGAGGGAGGUGGUCUCAACGACGGCUCUCGGCGCGCGUACUACAAGGAGUUCCUCAAGGUGGUGGAGGCCGCUGACGUCAUCAUCCAGGUGCUGGACGCGAGGGAUCCCCUCGGGAGCCGCUGCAAAGAGGUGGAGCGGCUUGUGCUUAAGAGCGGGGGCCUCAAGCGCAUGGUUCUGCUGCUGAAUAAGAUAGAUCUUGUUCCUCGGGAGGUGGCGGAGCAAUGGCUCAAGUACCUUCGAGAGGAGCUGCCCACCGUCGCCUUCAAAGCGUCAACGCAGUUACAGAAGGGCAACCUGGGCCAGAAGUCGCUCCCCUCAGCGACUUCGGGGGCGGGCGCUUUGCAAGGGAGUGAGAGCUUGGGAGCCGAUACGCUGCUGCAGCUGCUGAAGAACUAUUCGAGGAACCAGAACUUGAAAACGUCCAUCACGGUCGGCGUCGUCGGCUUCCCCAACGUCGGCAAGAGCAGCCUGAUCAACAGUCUGAAGCGCUCCAAGGUGGCCAAUGUCGGCGCGACACCUGGCGUCACGCGGUCGAUGCAGGAGAUCCAGCUGGACAAGAACGUCAAGCUGCUCGACUGUCCGGGGAUUGUGUUUAGUUCUGCGGUCGGGAACGAGGCCGCGGCCGCGCUGCGGAACGCCGUCAAAGUGGAGAAGCUGGAAGACCCCAUCUUGCCAGUCUCGGAGAUUCUGCGGCUGUGCCCCCCUGAGCAGCUGAUGUCCAUCUACAAGAUUGCCAAGUUCAAGGACGUCGAUGAGUUCCUGCGCGCAGUCGCUGCUUCCCGGGGGAAGCUAAAAAAGGGUGGCGUUCCUGACAUCACUGGAACGGCACGCGUCGUCCUGCACGACUGGAACGGGGGGGCGAUUCCCUACUACACGUCGCCCCCCAAGCGCGCUGCUGCUGACGUGGCGGACGCGGCAGUGGUGGCCGGGUGGGGCAAGGAGUUCGACGUGGAGGCGGUGUUUGCAAACGAGACGAGUACAGUGAUUGCGGGGCUGCCAUCGCUGCAAGAGGGAGAGUAUGCAAAGCUGCCCGCCGGACGACCCCCCCAAAUGGAGGGCGCGGAGGGGCUGCCAGAAAGCGAGGGAGAGGAGGAAGAAGAGGAGGAGCAGGCGACCACGAGCGAUAUGGACGACGAGGAACGGGUCGCCAAGGGGAGCACGUUCGAGCACGAGCACCGGGGGACCGCGUACCUGAACCAGACGCAAAUCCUCUACGAUGCGGAGGGCAUUUACAACCCGCACGCUGCCCGGGCCGCCCGGAAACAGAAAAAGAAGGCGGAGAAGCUGCCAGAGGACGACGGAAGCGACUACGACUUCGAAACGGACUACCGGCCGGCGGCUACAAACGGUGUUAGAAACGGAGCCAAGGCGGAAGAAGUAGAUGCGGAGGAAGAGAGCGCUGAGGAGGAGGGAAGCGAGGGGGAAGAAGAAAGCGAAGGGGAAGAGGGGAGCGGAGAGGAGGGGGAUGAGAUGGCCGAGUAGCGUCGGGUCAAGCGGACCAGGCAGAAACAGCUCGGACAUCCUUGAAGGGAAUAUGCGUAAAAAAUAAAAAAUAAAAAAUCUGUGUGCCAUACCCUGUGCCUGCCUGGCUGGCAGUACCGAGUAAAGACACUGGAUCAUGCCUUGAUGUGUUCAAUGGAUGUGGACGUAUGAGGUUUUGCUAC